ACAGAUAAGAAAGUAACUACCAAACUAGGAAGUUUGUCGAACAGUAGACAGUGAAGUACGGAAUAUUAAGAUUAAAUAUCACCUAAUCAGGAAUGGGAUAUACGUUUUGUCUAACGAAUAUCAUCAGGAUUUUUCAUCGUGGAUGCUGAUUGCGACCCCUCUACCGAGUGGUGUCUUUACAUCAUUUACAAAACCGUCAAAUGGGGAUUCUAGAGCAUCAUGCCGUGAGAACAUCAAUGUCAAUACUAGUAUAUACGAAGUAAAACAUGCUUCGUCAAUAGGAUUUAUCGUUACAAUACAGACGCAGAAACCACCCCUGCCUUCAUUUCAGUUGGUAAAAGGGUCAUAUAAUUGGAAUUUGACGACGCCGGCAAUGAUAGAUCGAGAAACGACACCUCAGUUUACUUUUGAGUUCAGUGCUACAGACGGAUCGCUUAGUGAACUGAGUGUUCCGCUGACGUUGGACAUAGAAGACGAAAACGACAACACCCCUCAGUUUAUAAACAGUAUAUACACAGGGACUAUUUAUAAUACAGCAAAAGCAGGAGAUUACAUGUUAACGAUACAAGCAACCGAUGAAGAUCUAAAUCCGAAUAUCACAUAUUUUAUAACUGGUGGAGAUAUUGGGAACACGUUUUCGUUAGACCAAUACACAGGCCAGCUGACAUUGACAAGGCCUGGUAACCUCAACCCGGUUACGACGCCCACUUAUACCCUUACAGUUCAGGCCAGUGAUGGUAAAACGUUUAACACAACCACUGUGACUGUACACGUCGUAGCGGAUCCCUGUUCCUCUAACCCGUGUAAUAACGGCGGGGCGUGUGCAGUCAAUGGGAUGGCGUUCACAUGCAGCUGUACAACAGGUUUCCAUGGAUCAACUUGCAAUGAAACCGGCCCGACUACAAGCGAUCCUUGCGUCUCUAAACCGUGUACAAACGGUUGUACGUGUGCGGUUUCUGGACCUUCGUUUAGUUGUCUGUGUGUGUCUGGUACGAUGGGAAAUACGUGCUCUCCAAUCGUCACAACGGCAGCCGCCCAGAAUGAAACACUAGAUCAAGAAAACAAGGCUGAGAGUUCAAGCAAUUUACUAGCAGUUUACAUCGUCGUCCCGAUGCUGAUGCUUUCGAUAAUUGUUGUCGCAGCGAUUGUCAUGUAUAAAAAUAAAAAGAGACAAAAGAUAGCUGAUGGCAAUGCGCAAGAAGGUCCAGGCAACAAAUGGUUUGACGGUAGCCUAGAAAUAAACUUGUAGCAUAUAAGACACUAUGGACCACAAGGUCAUCUUGUCAUUUAAUAAGCGUUUAACAUUUCUUGGUUAAAUGAAGCGGCCUUAAAUUAAUUUAUCUCUUAAACUGUAGUUCGCGGUUGUAGUCUUAUAUAUUCUGUGUGCAUUAUAUCGUCCUUCUUCCUUGAAGAACAAAUCCGUCUAUAUCUUAAUGUGUAUUGUUAUUGGAAAAUAGCAAGUGCAAUUGUUUACUUACACUUGUUGACAGAUGGCGAGUUCUCAAAGUCAAAUAUUUUCUAACGUUCACUGAAUAGACAAAUACGGCGCAUCUUGGAGCGAAAUAUCAUUAACAUCCUUAAAUUUAUGCAAGGCGAAUUAUCGUUUUGUCACAUUAAUGUGGGAAUAAUGGAACUGAAUUGAUAACAAUUAAACAUAAAAAGUAGGCUACUUGAAAACUGUUAUAAAUGUUGCUAACAGCUCUUCGAUCACGUUUUCUAUGUAAACCUCAUUGUAAGCAAGAAUUUCCAAGUGGUUUUGGUUUUAGCAUGUGGAUGCAUAUGUAUCGGCCUGAACCCCAGUUUUUGCUUAUAGUAUUGUUUCCUUUAUUGUAUAUUGCGCUCAUGGUAUCAUACUUAAUCAUAAAUAAUUCUAUAGUGCAUGAAGAUGGGCCUUUCUUUAAAAUGAACCCAAACCUUGAUACAAUUUGAAAUUGUAUUUAUUAACAGUGUAAUAACACUGUCAUAUUGUUAUUAUACAAUGUCAACUAAAUAGUUUGCUUACAUUUUGUUAUUCAUGUAUAAUUAUACCUUAAGUUUCACCUGUGAAAUGUGGAUUCAUCAAAUGUAUUUGUGUAUUAUUAUAUAUACUGUUUACUCUUUCGAAUUGCAUUUUAUAAAAUACUUAUCGUUAUCGUAAGUAUUACGGUUCUUUAUAAAUAACCGAUCAGGUGGGUCCGACUUUGAUGACAUCUUUUCACUCGUCUUGCAAUAAGUUUAAGUGAAUUUACCCCAUAUGGUAAGUGUAGCUGUUAACUAAAUUUGUAUCGCGUUUAAAUAAUUCCUUUAAUGCAUAAUAUACAAACCCGUAUUUACAUAGAUCUAUUUCAUAAGUCAUUUAUUUACUUAGUCUAACUUUCACUUCCUACUUUGAAGUAUAUGUUAAGAAACACGAUAGUAUUAUCGUAAGUUGUUUUUCUGAUUAAAUGUAUGUAUCAUUCAACAUCAACAUAUUUUUUAACAAAACCAAUAUCCAUUCUUUGAUAUGAUAGAAAACAAGCGCGUGUGCAUUUAUGGACAACUUGUAUUUCUCAUUCUUUGUCUUAGCUGUGUCUCUGUUCGUGUCUUUUUUUUUAAACAUCCAACGAAGUAAUUUGUUUACUGAUUGUGUAUUUAUUUGAAUGUAUUUGUCAUAAACAAAAUAAAAACA
Messenger RNA from Dreissena polymorpha, 2647 nucleotides. Its product is annotated as protocadherin Fat 3-like. The record is from RefSeq and is a predicted model, not a curated record. Lineage: Eukaryota; Metazoa; Mollusca; Bivalvia; Myida; Dreissenidae. The transcript is spliced from 10 exons. Gene Ontology annotation, molecular function: cadherin binding; calcium ion binding. The coding region runs from base 143 to 1249 and encodes 368 amino acids. Gene Ontology annotation, biological process: homophilic cell-cell adhesion. Gene Ontology annotation, cellular component: plasma membrane; catenin complex.